Oryza sativa Japonica Group (Japanese rice) is the source of this 2840-nucleotide messenger RNA. Lineage: Eukaryota; Viridiplantae; Streptophyta; Magnoliopsida; Poales; Poaceae. The record is from RefSeq and is a predicted model, not a curated record.
GCCAGAAUGGGUAGGUGAUAGUCAGGUUCCCGCAUGUCGCCGGUGGGCAGCUUGGGUCCACGGUGGCGCCAUUGGCAGCGCCUGGUAGUAGCUGCAAAGAGGCCAAGAUUGGCAACAGGAGCAACUUGGUCAACGCGUAUACCUUUCAUGAAAGAAAGCCAGAGCCGGAAGGUGACCUCAUAUGCAAGUUACUUCCUAAAUGCCAGUUUUCUCUGUAACGAAGCUCGAUUUUCCACAGAGAUCACGGCGAAGAGAUUUUUCGCUGGAGCGGAUGGAGCCAUGCGAAUGGAUGGACAAGGACUUCGAUGCCAUGGCGCCGUCGUAGCUACGGAAGAAGUGAUGGAGACUGCAUCCUCCGACGCAAACUCACCACAGAGGAUGGAGAGAGCUAGCUUAGGUGCGAACAAAAACAGGGAGCGAAUGAAUUCACGGUCAAAGUAUAUGGCCGCGAGUUGUGACCGAAGCAGCAGCAGCGGUGGUUCGCUCUCUUCAUCUCUCCAAAGUCCACUCCACCCUCCGCUUGCACGGAUGCAAACAAGAAUCUGCCGGCAACCUUAACCACCCUCUCCUUCCUUGUUGUCUCGUUGAUAUCUUCUUUCUCUCCUCCGAUGCGAUGCAUCCUGCUUUGCUACUGCUCCCCCUCGCCUCCUUGCUGCAUGCCGCGGCAGCAAUUGGCCACAACGAGACCAGCACCAGUGGCAACACAAGCUGCACGCCGGCGAGAUGCGGGAACCUGACCAUCAGUUACCCCUUCUCGCUCAGCGGCGUGCAGCCGGUGUCCUGCGGCUACCCGGUGUUGGACCUCACCUGCGACAACCGAACCGGCCGCGCGUUCCUCAGCAGGACGUUCAGGGACCACCUGUUUCGCGUGGACAGUAUUUUCUACGAGAAUAACUCGCUGGUGGCGGCCGUAGAGACCACCUUCGCCGGCGACGCCGACUGCCCCGUCCCGGAUUUCAACGUGACAUCCAGCCUCAGUCCCUACCCGUUCAUCAUCAGCAACACCAACAAGUAUCUCGCAUUCAUCUAUGACUGCUCGAUUCCUGAACACGUUGGGCAGCUGCAACGGCCAUGUGGAAACCGGACGAUGGGAGCUUACAUCUCCGACAAGUGGAACAGCACACCACCGUCCGGGGUUCGAGGGAACUGCAACUCUGUCAGCGUGCCGGUGCGUGGGUACUAUGAUGGAAUGAAGCCGGUGAGUGGACACUACGAGCAAUUGAUCAAAGAUGGGUUCGUCUUGGAAUGGAUGAGGUCGGUAAUGGGAGAUCAAGACUGCGAUGGGUGCAGAAGGAGAGGCGGGGAGUGCAGGUUCGAACAGCUUUCGUUCCAGUGCUUCUGCCCCGACGGGUUGCUCUGCUCCAAUUCAACCCGUACCAACACAACGUCAAGCCAUCCAUCAGGCAAGGUUAAUCGAGGAAUCAAGAUUGCCGCAGGAACCGCAGCGGCUGUUGUAUGUCUCGGUAUACUUGGCGUUGGCUCCACUGUGUUGUAUACCCGGAGGAAGAGGAAAAGAUCUGCAUCCUUUGAAGGUCUCAUCCAUGGAGGGACGCCAUUGCCAUCACUCACGAAAGAAUUCAGCCUCGCCGGCUUGGCAUAUACCCACAUCUUCACCUACGAGGAGCUCGACGAGGCUACCGACGGCUUCAGCGACGCCCGGGAGCUCGGCGUCGGCGGCUUCGGCACAGUGUACAAAGGGAUACUCCGGAAUGGGGACACGGUGGCGGUGAAGCGGCUGUACAAGAACAGCUACAAGAGCGUGGAGCAAUUCCAGAACGAGGUGGGCAUCCUGUCGCGGCUGCGCCACCCAAACCUCGUCACGCUCUUCGGCUGCACGUCGCAGACCAACAGCCGCGACCUGCUCCUCGUCUACGAGUUCGUCCCCAACGGCACGCUCGCCGACCACCUGCACGGCGGCGCGGCGGCGCGGUCGUCCUCCCUCGACUGGCCGACGCGGCUCGGCAUCGCCGUCGAGACGGCCAGCGCGCUGGAGUACCUCCACACGGUGGAGCCGCAGGUGGUGCACCGCGACGUGAAGACGAACAACAUCCUCCUCGACGAAGGGUUCCACGUGAAGGUGGCCGACUUCGGCCUCUCCCGGCUGUUCCCGGCGGACGCCACGCACGUGUCCACGGCGCCGCAGGGCACGCCGGGGUACCUCGACCCGAUGUACCACCAGUGCUACCAGCUGACGGACAAGAGCGACGUGUACAGCUUCGGCGUGGUGCUCGUCGAGCUCAUCUCCUCCAAGCCGGCGGUGGACAUGAACCGGCGCGGCGGCGACGUCAACCUGGCCAACAUGGCCGUGCACAUGAUCCAGAGCUACGAGAUGGAGCAGCUGGUGGACCCGCAGCUCGGGUACGCGUCGGACGGCGAGACGAGGAGGACGGUCGAUCUCGUCGCCGAGGUGGCGUUCCGGUGCUUGCAGCCGGAGCAGGACGUGAGGCCGCCGAUCGGUGAGGUGUUGGACGCGCUGAGAGAAGCUCAGCGGAUGGACAAGGUAGGCUACGUCAAGGACGACGCCGGGCUGGUCAAGAAGAGCCGAGACGGCUCUCCGGACUGCGUCAUGUACCAGUGGAUUAGCCCAUCCACCACUUCCAAUAACAGCAGCUGAGACUUGACAAGAUGUUCAGAAAAUACUGGCUACUGACUGCAGACACCGUAAAUAUUCAGAGUUGUGUGCUAUUGUUUGUCAGAGAAAGAGAGGUUUCCCAUGAAAAGAAAAAAGACAUAGAGGUUUAUGUGUCUUUGGCUGUAACUGAGUUAACUUGUUGGCCAGUGGUUUGGCUACUUUGGCACAUUCAGAAAAGCAGUUUGAUGAUCUGUUAGAGAAGUUAAAA